Paraphaeosphaeria sporulosa is the source of this 1435-nucleotide messenger RNA. RefSeq names its product cell division cycle protein-like protein. The record is from RefSeq and is a predicted model, not a curated record. Gene Ontology annotation, cellular component: cytoplasm. Bases 222 to 1388 code for a protein of 388 amino acids. The transcript has 2 exons. NCBI's taxonomy places the organism in Eukaryota, Fungi, Ascomycota, Dothideomycetes, Pleosporales, Didymosphaeriaceae.
GUGGUGGACUGCUAGUGGUAGAGGUGAAGACGCGAGUGCUCUGGUGCGGAGUUGCUCUCGGAGGUGCGGCUUGGCAGAGGCGGCUGCCCCGCGAAAUCUUCUGGGACCGCGCCAGCGAGGACUCAUCCGCGACUGUACGCAAUGGAGCCACACACUCGACGCACCCUUUCUCCCGCGGCUCGCUCCUGCCAUCUAUCCUCACUAUCACGACUCCACCCAUUAUGAGCACCGAACAUGCGGACUCAGAGGCAUCGGUCGUGGCUGCCUCGCCCGACCAGCCUAAGCAGCUGCCGUUUCCGCCCGUUACUAAGCAGCACAUCCUGAACUGCUCGUACCACAGCUGGCACCCCAAAUAUCGAGCCAUCACACCGAAAGCGCGCCUCGUGCCUCUCCCAGGCGCCUUCUUGGACUACCUACGCGCAGAUGGCAUCGUGCUUCCACCUGAAGACAACGACAACCCCGACUGGUCCGAUGCCGACAGCGGCAUAUUCUCUGGCGCCGACAAUGAGGGUGACGACGAAGGCCCGGACCAAGACCCAUCAACACACUGGAGGGACACGCACGAAGCCAUAGAAGCCGUCAUCGAGGAGCUGGGCGGCAAGGUUGCCCCGAAGCUGAAUUGGUCUGCACCCAAAGACGCGACGUGGAUUGCAGCAACCAACAGCAUGGAGUGCCGGACACCAAACGACAUAUACCUGCUGCUCAAGUCGAGCGACUUCAUCACACAUGACCUCCAGCACGCCCUCGACGAUACCACAGAUGGAGAAGGCGACGCGGAAAUUCAAUACCACCUAGUCCUUCGGAAAUGGAUCGUCCUCAACCCUUCCGUCGAGUUCCGGUGCUUCGUGCGCAACCGGAAGCUGAUCGCCAUCUGCCAACGCGACCUGAAUCACUUCGACUUUCUCUUCAAAAUGGAGGACAAAUUAAGACAGACAGUCCAGGAGUUCUUCGAUGUGCGACUUCGCGACACUUUCCCCGAUCCCAACUUCACGUUCGAUGUCUAUAUACCGCCGCCACACGAUCGCGUCUGGUUGGUGGACUUCAACCCAUGGGCUCUGCGGACUGAUCCGCUCCUUUUCAGCUGGAUGGAGCUAUUGACAUUGGAAGAGCCGUUGCUUCCUGAAGCCGAAGACGCUUCGCAGGAAUUCGAGGUUGAUGAGGAUGACAAGGUGGUCGAGUUGUGGCAGCCCGAAUUCCGUCUGGUCCGCAGGGACGACCCCGAAGCAUACGGCUUCUCAACCCCGCAGUACAGCGCACAUAAGCUGCCUAGAGAUGUAGUGGAUGCAAGCAGGGGGGGCGAGGGCAUGAUGCGGGAGUUUGCAGAUCAGUGGAAGGAGGCACAGAGACUAGCAGAGCAGCAGGCAAAAGAGGAGAGUGAAGAUGAUUAGCGUAUCAUUUGAAUAAAAAUAACUGUACAAUUUCCAAGCACGUAGCU